AUGAGGUUUGAGCAGGAGGACUUCCUAGCACCCUACAUCAUGCUAGACACCAAACUUCGACAACAGUCAAGGAAUAAAUUUGAAAAAAAAUUCUUCAAACUGAUGAACAAUGCAGUUUUUGGCAAGACAAUGGAGAAUGUUCGGAAGCAUAUGAACAUGGAGCUUGUUAACAAUAAGAAAUGUCUAAGGAAACUGAUUGCCCGACCAACCUACAAGGACCACAUUAUCUUUGGCGAGAAGAUUUGUGCCAUGACACUGCAAAAGGAGAGAGUUGAGCUGAACAAACCUCUCUACAUUGGUUUGUCAGUGUUGGACAUUAGCAAGACCCUUAUGUAUCAAUUUCACUACAAUGUGAUUAAACUGACAUACAAAGAGAACCUGCAACUGCUCUACCAGGAUACAGACAGCCUAUUCUACAUUGUGAGAACUGAGAACCUCUACAAUGAUAUCAUCAACAACCAGCAACUGAAAGACACCUUUGAUACAUCUGAGUAUCUGACCGACCACCCAUGCUAUUCAGACACAAACAAGAUGGUACUUGGAAAAUGCUUCACCAAAGAUCCAAGUCAAUUGAAGAGUGGUUUGAUAAAGAAAGCUAAAGGAGUGAGGAGACCAAUACUUGGACAAGAACUGUUGAAAUCCCACCCAUAUGCUGAACGAAACAUCACCUUUCAGGACUACCUUGACUGUCUCUAUGAGAACAAAGACAUCUCUAGGAAGCAGGUGAUGUCCAGGAAGCAUCAAAUCAUGACACUAGUUCAGAAGAAAAAAGCACUAAGCAAUACUGAUGAAAAAAGACAUAUAUUGGAUGAUGGAGUUUAUACUUUGGCAUUUGGACAACAUUCUAUUUCUUGUAAAUGGAGCAAUGAUGAUGAUGAUGAUGAUGAAGAAGUUGAUGAACCAAAAAGGCUAUGCCAGAGUGAUAAUGAGUAA
Messenger RNA from Nilaparvata lugens (brown planthopper), 933 nucleotides. RefSeq lists its product as uncharacterized. The record is from RefSeq and is a predicted model, not a curated record. NCBI's taxonomy places the organism in Eukaryota, Metazoa, Arthropoda, Insecta, Hemiptera, Delphacidae. The transcript is spliced from 2 exons. Bases 1 to 933 code for a protein of 310 amino acids.